CACAAAUUAUAACAAAUUAUUUCUGGUGAAUUUUCUAUCUGUAUUUUGCGCAUUGUUACUAUUAUUAAUUUUAUAUUUAACAAGAACUAAUAUUGAUUGAACACCAUUGAACACAGAUUUUACUUACCUUUAUAUUUUAUUCACUAAUUCAAAUAAAACAAUUGUGUGGAAGAAAAGGCGCGCACAGUAUUCAAAUUAAAUAUUGAAUCUUGAACAAUCCCUGAACAUUAAACAUAUACACAUACAUACAUAAAUAAAAGUAGGAACAGUUAAUAAUAAUAAGAAGAAGAACAGUGAUCGUUCAGCUCAUUUCCUCCUUCAUUUUUUACUACCAUAAGGAAAAGCAAAAACUAUAAACAGGAAAGAUACGCGCGUGUGUUUUGUAUACACCUGUGUAUGUAUGUGUGUGGAUGAUAAACAAAGAAUUGACGUCAAUUAUUGGAAUACUUCUACGCAUACUGUUGUUAUUAUAAAAAAAAAAUUAUCCAGAGAAGAUUUAACUUUUCUUAAGGAGAAUACACAUUUCACUAAAAGACAAAUAAAACAAUGGUACAAUGGAUUUAUACGUGACUGUCCAUCUGGUCAACUGAGCAAAAAGAAAUUUAUUGAAGUCUAUUCUGGCUUCUUUCCAGACGGUAAUGCUGAAGAAUUCUGUACACAUGUUUUUCGUACAUUCGAUAAAGACAAUUCAGGAAGGAUAGACUUUAAAGAAUUUCUACUAGCCAUCAAUAUCACAUCUGGUGGAGAUCCAGAGGAGAAAUUGGAAUGGGCUUAUCAAAUGUAUGACAUUGAUGGCAAUGGUACAAUAGAACGGACAGAAAUGGUUGAAAUUAUACGAGCUAUUUAUUCAAUGCUUGGCACAGACAAUACAGCUGUAGACAUAAGCCCUGAGGCUAGAGCUGAAGAAAUUUUCGAGAAAAUGGAUGAAAACGGCGAUGGUGUGUUAACACGUGAAGAAUUUAUGAAAGGUUGCAUGGAAGACAGUCAACUUAAGGCUAUGCUAUUGGCAGAUGAUCCAGUUGAAUAA
Molecule: messenger RNA, 1027 nt
Organism: Trichobilharzia regenti
Lineage: Eukaryota; Metazoa; Platyhelminthes; Trematoda; Strigeidida; Schistosomatidae
Source: the annotation of a GenBank genome assembly